AUGCGUACUACUCCACCUCAUAUGCAUCCUACUCCACCUCUUAUGCAUCCUACUCCACCUCAUAUGCAUACUACUCCACCUAUGUCUGGAUCUUUCACUAGAUUACUAUCCACACCUUCCGGAUACACAUCAUUCCCGUCCAUAUCCCCGACAACUUUUAUUAGUCCUACUGGAUACACACUAUAUUUUUCUACUAUACCCAGUACAUAUUUUCCUAUGCCUUCCAUGCAGUCGAGUGGAUCCAUUCAUAUGGAGCUAGGUAGAUCUAGCAUGCCCCGACCCAUGCCUUCCAAGGAUGAUCAUGGAGAUACCAUUACUCCCGGAGAUUCCAGUGCUCUUGGAGAAACCAAUGCUCAAGAAGAUACAAGUUCUACUGAGGGGAAAACAAGGACGGAGCACAUCUUGAAGAGAAAUGAGCCACAAAAAGAGGAGUUUGAUAGACAACUUGCCAUACAGUUGUCAGAGCAUCCUGAACUUGAACCGCCACCGGGAUAUCCAUUUGAUCUUGUUGUGGGUUUUCAGACAUGA
Molecule: messenger RNA, 528 nt
Organism: Vicia faba (fava bean)
Lineage: Eukaryota; Viridiplantae; Streptophyta; Magnoliopsida; Fabales; Fabaceae
Source: the annotation of a GenBank genome assembly